Molecule: messenger RNA, 819 nt
Organism: Triticum turgidum subsp. durum (durum wheat)
Lineage: Eukaryota; Viridiplantae; Streptophyta; Magnoliopsida; Poales; Poaceae
Source: the annotation of a GenBank genome assembly
AUGCAUGCAGAGACAGGUGAGAUGGAAGGUUUCGAGUUCUUCCAGAUCGUACUUGACAACUCCUCGAGCAGGCUGAGGCUGCCUGACAAGUUUACCAUGGUGCUACUAGACGGCGGCAAGCCCCAGGAAGUGAAGCUGCGGGAGGCCGGCCAUGGGCGUCGCUUCUGGGACGUGAAGGUGGUGUUGGACGCCGACGGCCACAUGUACCUAGAGCGCGGCUGGGAGCAGUUCGCCCGUGCGCACGACCUGCGGCUCGGGUACUUCCUCGUGUUCAGCUACGACGGCGACGCCGUGCUCACCGUCAAGGUGUUCGACGUGAGCAUGUGCCGCAGGCACUACAAGCACGACGGUGACACCAGCAGUGAGAGCAGCAGCGACGGUGACAGUGGGAGCAGCAACACCAGCGACGGCGGCAGUGGUGGCAACAACAGGAGCCUGGUGGAGAUGGACGUCGAGGAUGGGCCGACGGGGCAGUUCAGCGCCAUGCUGAGGAAAUGCAACCUAGGCAUGAAGCAGGAACAGUACCUGAACGUGCCGGUGGAUUUCCAGCUCGCGCACGGGUACGCCGAGAGGAGCAAGGUGGAGCUGCGGAUGCGCGGCAAGUCGUGGCUCGUGCACCUGAAGCACAACCCCAAGACGGGUGGCAGGUCCCGCGCGUCGUUUAGGUACGGGUGGCACCAGUUCUGCGUCGACAACGCCCUCGGCGAGGGCGACACCUGCUUCUUCCGAGCGCUCCGGCAAGGCAGCGCCGGCGACGGCGGCGAGGACCACCUACUCAAGGUGGAGGUGAGGAGGCGAGACGGCAGCUUCCUGGUCUGA